This is a messenger RNA of Osmia lignaria (orchard mason bee), 624 nucleotides long. RefSeq names its product NPC intracellular cholesterol transporter 2 homolog a. NCBI's taxonomy places the organism in Eukaryota, Metazoa, Arthropoda, Insecta, Hymenoptera, Megachilidae. The record is from RefSeq and is a predicted model, not a curated record. Gene Ontology annotation, biological process: intracellular cholesterol transport. Gene Ontology annotation, molecular function: sterol binding.
UCCAAUAAAUAGACUAGCCAGGAUUCGAGGAGUCACAGUUGUUUGGAUACGAAACAAGCAGCACUAUAAACACCACUACAAUGGCUCUCAUCAACUACGCAUACAUCCUGGUUGUAUUCCUGGUCGCCGACUCCAUGCAGGCGAGCUUCUUGCCAUGCCCUGGCAAACCCGUACCCCAGAGCGUCACCAUUACCGGAUGCACUUCUCUUCCUUGCAACUUCAAGAGGGGUACCGAUGUUGAAGCGCGCAUCACCUUCAAAGCCGCUCAGAACAGCAAAACCCUGAAACCCGACGUAGAUGUUGAGCUGGACAAAAUCCACAUGAAAUACCCAUUGCCCCAACAAAACGCCUGUCGGGAUCUUGACAAGUCUGAAUGCCCAUUGAACAAGGGAGAUACAGCCACCUACAAACUCAAAAUGCCUAUUGAGAGAUCCUACCCAAAGGUUUCUCUGACUAUCCAAUUAAAUUUGGUUGGCGAACACUCCGAAUCGCAAGCGUGCAUCAGGAUCCCAUCCAAGGUUGUCGACUAGGCUGUACGAAGAACUAACGAUUGCGUGGCUUGACGAAAUGAUUACUAUUUUAUAAAUUAUUACACUAUGCAUUAAACUUAAUUUAAUCGUUAAA